Molecule: messenger RNA, 1528 nt
Organism: Cucurbita maxima (winter squash)
Lineage: Eukaryota; Viridiplantae; Streptophyta; Magnoliopsida; Cucurbitales; Cucurbitaceae
Product: inactive LRR receptor-like serine/threonine-protein kinase BIR2
Exons: 1
Coding region: 403-1215 (270 amino acids)
Molecular function (GO): protein binding
Source: RefSeq, a predicted model, not a curated record
CCACCAUUCCAAAGUCCACUUUUUUCAUUUUGUGCCCUCUUCUUCCUCUUCCUCCUCUUCUUCUUCUUCUUCUUCUCUCUCUCAGGCUGCCACCACAACCCCCGUUCUUCCACCACCACCACCACCAGACCCCUUUCUCAUAACGAAGCCAUCCACCAAACUCUCACCUUCUGAAGCUCAAACCGCAACCUACCGUCUCUACGGCCAACCGGACUCGGAACCAGAAGAGAAGCCUCUGUACCUCCCUACACUAGCCAUUCUUAUCCGGGUCUUAAUCUUUUCCUCAUCCAUCUCUUUCUUUGUACUACCGACCCCUAUAAUCGCAACCAGAUUGGAGGUCUCAGAACUCUAAUUGAUUACAAGUUUGUGGGCACCCCCCUCUCCUCAGCCUCAGUAAUCAGUAUGGUUGGUUGCACCCUGCUGAUAUUGGGCUUGUUGGCUUCCGCCGCUCUCCCCUUGUCUUCUUCAGAUCCGAACGACGAGGCCUGUCUCAUCAAUCUAAGCCAAUCUUUGGAAGACCCAACUAAUUCACUCCAUAACUGGACCAAAUCCAACCUUGCUAAUCCUUGCAAUGGCUUCAACUCUUACAUUCACGGCGCCACUUGCAACAGUGGCCGUAUUUACAAGCUUUCCCUCAACAAUCUCUCCCUCCGUGGCUCUAUUUCCCCCUUUCUUGCCAACUGCACCAAUUUACAAGCCCUCGACCUCUCCUCAAAUUUUCUCACUGGCCCCAUCCCUUCCGACCUCCAAUAUCUCGUCAAUCUCGCCGUCCUCAACCUCUCCGCCAAUCGUCUCACCGACCAGAUCCCUCAGGAGCUCGCAUUUUGUGCUUACUUGAACGUUAUCGAUCUCCACGACAAUUUGCUCACCGGUCAGAUUCCUCAGCGAUUGGGUCUUCUCGUCAGGCUCUCCACUUUCGACGUCUCUAAUAAUCAUCUCUCCGGACCAAUCCCCUCCACUCUGGCCAAUCGGAGUGGCAAUUUGCCCAAAUUUAAUGCCUCUUCCUUUUAUGGCAACAAGGAUCUCUACGGCUACCCUUUGGCGCCAAUGAAGAACAGGGGCCUCUCCGUCAUCGCCAUUGUUGGAAUCGGUUUAGGGAGUGGACUCGUCAGCUUGGUUCUCAGCUUCACCGCCGUUUGUAUAUGGCUGAAAAUUACCGAGCGGAAGAUGGUAGCUGAAGAAGGCAAAAUUAGUCAGCUCAUGCCUGAUUAUUGAUCUUAAUCACCCAUUUUAAAGCACAGAUUAAGGAGCUGUAAUUCUUCAUAAAUUUUCUGUUCAGGUAUAUACCACUUCCCCACUUUUCUCUCCCUUUUCCCGUCUGUUCUAAACCAGCUAUGAUGUAGUCCCCCUUUUCCCCCCUUUUUUAAUUGGGAGAUGCACUCUCGAUUCAUCAUCGGAGAGGAUAUUUUUUCUCUUUUUCAACGUUCUUUUCCCCCCUCCCACUUUUUUGGCCAUUUUCUUCACAAAACAAUCAACAAUGUAAAAAACUCAUUGAUUAAAAUUAAGAUGCGCUCCCAUUAUCUUCCUC